Syngnathus typhle (broad-nosed pipefish) is the source of this 993-nucleotide messenger RNA. RefSeq names its product aurora kinase A interacting protein 1 (gene aurkaip1). The coding region runs from base 216 to 767 and encodes 183 amino acids. The record is from RefSeq and is a predicted model, not a curated record. Gene Ontology annotation, cellular component: mitochondrion. Gene Ontology annotation, biological process: mRNA processing. Lineage: Eukaryota; Metazoa; Chordata; Actinopteri; Syngnathiformes; Syngnathidae. The transcript is spliced from 4 exons.
GCCAGCGUCCUUUGUUAGCGCGUUAGCAUUAGCUUGCACGUCAAGUUGAGGUGAGCUCCAUCCGUAUACCCAAGGCAAGACGUCGCCGCAUCAAAACAGACUUCGACGCGUCCAUUUUGUUUAGUUUGUGACGCCGAGAGAAUGAGCGUUGAGACAUUGGCAUGGCAAGCCACUCCUGAUGACUUGACAGGCAGGCUGUUGAUGCUCUCCGAACGAUGUUGACGUCCAAACUGCUCCCUCGUCUUCGUUUGCUGCACAGGACCAUUUACGUCGCAAGUGGCAGUGCGCAGCCGGCGCUUCUGGCGUCCGCCCGCCCCCUCGGCAGCAGGGCGGCGCGUUACACCGCAGCGGCCGACGACCGCCGUCCGCCUCGAUGGCUCCGAGCGGAGCCGGAACCGGACGAGAUGCUGGUACCCCGCAAGCUGUGCGUGAGUCCUCUGGAAACGUGGCUCUCGCUGCGCUACUCUCUUCCUCCCCUGCCGCAGCGGGAGCUGCCAGUUCUUGAGGAGGACGUCGAUGCGCCCCUCGCUUGCAAAAACGUCCUGGAGAUCCGGCGCCGCAAAAUGAACCGGCACAAGUACAAGAAGCUGUUGAAACGGACCAAAUUCCUCAGGAGGAGAGUGCGGGAGAGCAGGGGCAGAAAGAAGCAGAACCGUUUUGAGAAGGACCUGAAACGGAUUUGGAUGCGCGCUGGGCUGAAGAAGGCGCCGGAGGGAUGGAACACGCCCAAGCUCUUCAUUAGACAACACGGAAACCGAAAAAACUGAGACCCUUUUGACCUGACGCGAGAUAAACAACUUGCUCUCCGUGGUCCCUGUCGUGCAGUCAGUCUGCUCUUGUUCCGUUUUUUUGUGAGCACCGGGCGCAGUUCAUCUUCGAUGCUGUAGGUGGCACUGUCGCCAAGCGAAGAAUGCCCACCGCAAUGACUACAACUCCCUCCCUCUUUCUGCGGUCUAGACAUUCUUGCUUGGAGAAUUAAAGUGGUGAAGUGAA